CUUUUCUCAGAUACUGCUUUGAGGACAUCGGGGCUAAUGGACAAAUCUGAACUCUAUCAUUAUCAGUGUGUUUGGUGCAGGAUGCUCUCCACGGUGCAGGACAGCACUCGGCUCGCGCUCUCAGGGGCGACACGAAGACGCGUCCUCACGGCACGUGCUCGCAAAAACCUCCUGGAUUUUGGUGGAGUUAAUGGGUGUCAGAAAGCGCAGCGGGUGUCUGGCAGCGGGCAUUGAGGAGAAGCUUUAUAUGCUCUCUAACCUGAAGAAGAAAAUGGAGAAGAGAACAGGCGAAGAGUCGGGAGAAGUUUGAGCGCGUGCACACGAGCGGGUGUUUCCCGAGCUGAACGCGCAACAAAGGUUUUACUCUCCAUGGCAAUGUUACACAGCAGUGAAUGGUGGUGGAAUGACUCGGAGCGAUCUGCCAAUGUGAUGCCGAACUCCAGCCUGGGUCCAGUUGUGGAGGAUGGGGUUCGCAACUACUACGCCAUGUUCUAUUCACUACUCAUCCUGGCGAUUGUUUUUGGGAAUGUUUUAGUGUGUUUGGCAGUGGUUCGAGAAAAGUCGCUUCAAACCACAACAAAUUAUCUUGUGGUUAGUCUGGCUGUGGCUGAUCUGCUGGUGGCGUCACUGGUUAUGCCUUGGGUUGUCUAUUUAGAGGUGGUCGGUGGCUCUUGGCUCUUUAGCCGUUUGUACUGCAAUAUUUUUGUGACACUGGACGUGAUGAUGUGUACAGCCAGCAUCCUUAAUCUGUGUGCCAUCAGCAUCGACAGGUACACAGCCGUAGUGAUGCCUGUACUGUACAACACCACUGACAGUUCACGUAAAAGAGUGUCAGUCAUGAUAGCCGCAGUGUGGAUCCUAGCCUUUGCUGUCUCAUGCCCUUUACUGUUUGGCUUCAACACCACAUAUGACCCACUGGUGUGCUCCAUAUCGAACCCUGAUUUUGUCAUCUAUUCAUCUAUAGUGUCAUUCUACCUUCCCUUCAUGGUGACGUUGCUAGUUUACGUGCGCAUUUACAUCUUCCUCAGGAGGAGGAGGAAGAGGAUAAUGUUUCGGCAAGCCAGCAGUGAAGCUCCGCCAAGACCAACGCUGCCAACUGCAGAGACAUGUUUGCAAGAGGACGCUCAGAAAGACAGACGCGACCUGUCUCCCAUCAGGAUCAACGUGGUAAAUGAGAGCACCGAGAAGAUGGGUCGUCCCCAGCUGCUCUCAGGCUGCCUACGGCGAAAACGACCCAAGACCGUCCCCGUUGAUAAUUCUCUCCUUCCCCCGGCGGACACACCAAACUACUGCAGCAUCAGCCAGGCCUCUUUCGCUCGUACUGAACCUGAGCCCAAAUGUGACGAAGAGGUGGGGCAAGAAGAAGAAGAGCAGGCGACUGUGAGGAGUAGUGAAGUGAAGGAGCUGUCUAACGGACGUGCUCUCACCACAGCUCGGCCUCGUCGAGUCUCACGGUGUAACAACCAGAGCCGCUACAGGAACCGACAGUCCAGAGAGAAGAAAGCAACACAGAUGCUUGCCAUUGUACUGGGGGUCUUUCUUAUCUGCUGGCUGCCUUUCUUUGUGACUCACAUCUUGAACACUCACUGUCGGAAGUGCCAUGUCCCCCCCGAGCUGUACAACGCUUUUACCUGGCUCGGCUAUGUCAACAGCGCCCUCAAUCCAGUCAUUUACACCACUUUCAACAUCGAAUUUCGACGAGCAUUUAUCAAAAUCCUGACCUGCUGAACUUGAUUUUGUAAUUUUUCACACAUCCCUGCUGUAGAAUCGGUGCCAAAAUGUUAGACUUUUGAAAGCUGGUCGUCAGCUGGCCAUGUUCUAAAUCACUUCAUGCUUCCAACAAAGAGCCCAAUUGUAAAAACUGCACAUUUAAGGGCCACUGGAUUCAGUAAUAAAAUGAGGAGAGAAAAGUGUUA
This is a messenger RNA of Silurus meridionalis, 1916 nucleotides long. RefSeq names its product dopamine receptor D3 (gene drd3). The transcript is spliced from 8 exons. Gene Ontology annotation, cellular component: plasma membrane. Gene Ontology annotation, molecular function: G protein-coupled receptor activity; dopamine neurotransmitter receptor activity, coupled via Gi/Go. Gene Ontology annotation, biological process: adenylate cyclase-inhibiting dopamine receptor signaling pathway; adenylate cyclase-activating adrenergic receptor signaling pathway. Lineage: Eukaryota; Metazoa; Chordata; Actinopteri; Siluriformes; Siluridae. Bases 370 to 1728 code for a protein of 452 amino acids. The record is from RefSeq and is a predicted model, not a curated record.